AUGACUGACCUACCAUCCAUCACCUGCCUCCUAUCAACUAUCGUUAAAUCUCAAGCGUCCUUUUCGAGGAACGUCGUCUACUUGGUUGAGCAUGUCGCCGCCGCCGCCGCCCCACCAACGACAAUCUCCAUAGUCGCCCCUAUUCGCUUCCUUGCUACCCAGGUCGAUCGUUCCACCUAUCGUGCGAUGAGCGAAUUUUGGAUACUCCUCAGUGUUGGGUACGAUUCCAUAACUUGCCCUCAGAUAGCCGCCUCUAGCAAGUUCUACGACGAACGUUCCGAUAAGGUCGUGGGUCACUGCCAAAGGGCAAGAGAAGAAUUAGUUCCCGUCAUGGAAGACAUUCUAACCAAUCUUGAACCACAUCUCAUUUCCCACCUGCGUUACUUGGAUAGAAUGGACCGUUUUCUUCGCUUUAUGAGGGAAAUUCCAGGCUUCUGGUCCGGGCGCAGUGAUCUCGACGACCUUCCAGACCUUAUUUCCUCAGUCCGCAGUUCAUGUCACAUUAUGAUGACCUGCCUCGAUUAUGUCGAGCGCUAUGUGUGCAUUCUCCGAGAUUGUUUUCGUGACAGAGCUUGGGUAACCCGCCAUGCGGGUCGCCCAGAGUUGCAGUGGUGCCUGCUCGGUACCAUGGCUUCGCUGAGGCACACCACAUCCACUCUUAUACAAAACGGCUUGACAUAA
This is a messenger RNA of Desarmillaria tabescens, 681 nucleotides long. RefSeq lists its product as uncharacterized. The coding region runs from base 1 to 681 and encodes 226 amino acids. Lineage: Eukaryota; Fungi; Basidiomycota; Agaricomycetes; Agaricales; Physalacriaceae. The transcript has a single exon. The record is from RefSeq and is a predicted model, not a curated record.